Molecule: messenger RNA, 3945 nt
Organism: Melopsittacus undulatus (budgerigar)
Lineage: Eukaryota; Metazoa; Chordata; Aves; Psittaciformes; Psittaculidae
Gene: CCDC138
Product: coiled-coil domain containing 138
Exons: 15
Coding region: 1-2043 (680 amino acids)
Source: RefSeq, a predicted model, not a curated record
AUGCGCGCAGUCUCCCGCGCCUGCGCCCGCCGGCUUCGGGCUGUGGCGGUGAGUUCGAGCGCGGUGGUGCUACAUGGCCGGCGCCGGGCCCUCCGUUGGAAGUCUGCGGGGGGUUGCCUUUCAGGAGCAUUACAUACUGAAGGGAAGAGUGGAGGGUCCCUAGGAUUGAAAGGUGACAUGGACAGCUCACUGGAAAAUACAGCUUUUUCUUUAUCCAAAUGUUCUUUAGAAUCAGAAUUUACUGAAAGUGGAAAGGACAACAGCAUCAGAUCUUCUAGUGAUUUCCUCCAAAGUUUCAAAGUCUGGGAUUGGUUUGAUGAUGAACAUGAUUCAUGUUGUGAUUCAAGUGGUCUAGAAAAAGAAGUAAAGACCAUUAAUUGGUCUGAAACUGAUGCAGUUCAAAAUACAGCUAUAUAUGUGGAAACAGGCAGCACUUUAUCUUCUCCUUUGGCUGCAAAUACACAAGAAAAUACUGACCAAAAUAUUACCAAUGGUUUGCUAAGGAAAAUUCUAAGUGGAACUAAUGCUCAAGCAUGCAGUAGUCAAGGCUUAAUACCGCCUCACAUCAGUCAAAUUUAUGAUGAAUUAUUUGUCAUACAUCAGAAGCUCCAGAGACAAAGUUUAGCACAGCAGGAAUAUGCUCUCCAACUCCGGAAAAGAGAGCAUUUUCUAACAGAACGAGAAACAGUGCUUUUUAGACAUGAAGCAGCUUUGGCUAAAAUACGAAGUGUUGAGGAAGAAGUUCACACAAAAUUUGGAAUUAUAAAAGAGCAACAUGAGGCAGAAGUUAAACGGCUGACAGAAGUCUUGAGAGAAAUAACUAAAGAAAAUAGGAGGCUGAAGUCAUCAUUUGAAACCUUGAAGGAAGUAAACGACUCUUUAAGAAAACAGUUAAGUGAUGUAACUGAGCUGAACAAGAAGUUGGAAGGUCAAGCAAGAAAAGUACAAGCUCGUUUAGAGAAUCUACAAAGGAAGCAUGAAUUGUUAACAGUACAGAAGUCUAAGAAUAUCUGUCAAGUGGUGCAACAAAGUAAACCUGUCAAGCAGGAAAAAGUGAUGGUAACAUCAAAAAAUGCUAAGCUACCAACGAAUUCACAAGUUUAUGAGCUCCUAACUUGUCUUAUGGAUUGGAUCUCAGACCAGCAUCUUAGCAAAAUAAAAAUACAUGAAGAAAGAGAGGACAGUCAUAAACAUCUGGCUAUCGAGACCUCAAAAAAGAUCUGCACCCAGGAAAGAUGUAUGAAGCUUCUGCCUAUAGCUACUGAGCAGCUCCAGUGGAUGCCAUUUGUGAAUUCCAAACUACACAUGCCUGUAAUUAGAUUUAUUUACUGGUCUAUAAGGCAGUUAGACACUGGUGUUCAGCAUGCAACAAUGACUUCAACAAUGAGGAGACUUGGUGAAGAUAUUUUCAAAGGCAUAGUAAUUAAGGGAAACCCACAUAGUUCUUCUGAACAGUCUACAGAGAGUAAAUCAAAAUUGGCAGCUUUUUUUAAGAGUUCCUGUAUGCCUUUGAGAUUUCUCUCAACUUUAAUUGUGCUUAAAACAGUGACACAAGUGGAUUACCUGGCUCAGGCGUUUGAUUCCCUUAGAACAGACUUGAAGACAGAUGAAGGGAAGGCCUUAUUUUUGGAAUACCAGUGUGUGCCUAUUAUAUUAAGUCACUUAAAAGUAUCCAGUAGAGGUCUGCUUUCCAUUGCUCUUGAUGGAUUACUUCAGAUGACCACAGAAUCUGAUUCUGUACAGCCUUUCCUGGAAGCCUGCAGUAAUGAAUCCUUCUUCCGAACUUGCUCUCUUUUGCUUCGAAGUUCUAAGCUAGAUACUCAGAUUUUGGAAAAGCUCUGUGUGAUACUGCAAAAACUCUCCAGGAUAAAAAGUAAUAAGAAGAUGUUUGAAAUGUUUACUCUUCACCAAAUGAUCCAAGAACUGCACAGGACUACAAAUCCAGAUCAUGUUUUCCUCUGCAUAAACCUCAACUCAAUUCUGUUAAAUUUGGGAUUGUCAAGGAGUAACUCUCUUACCUCCAGUUUAAGCACAAGUCACUAGCACCAUCAUUCAAUCUAAUUUUUGUUCUGUAUGACUUUUACCAGCAGUUUAUGUUACUUGAAAUUUGGAGGGGUUUUCUUACUGUUUUGUGUAAAUUAAUUAAGCAGAAUCUCAGUACUGGAUAAGUUACUCUGUAUUGUGUGGAAUCUCAUUAAUAUUUCCCUCACUCAUGAAAAGGAAAAUGAAAAUGUUAAAUGGCUUUCUUCAUUGAAAGAAAUGAAAAUAAUGCUUCUGAUCUGAAUGAUUCAUGUACCCUAAGGAACUGGAUCCCUUGAGUCAGCAGAUCAGAAAUACCAACAUUUCCUUACAGGUAUGAAUCUUGGUUUCCUUUGACUCUUCAGAGAGUUUUAUAAAUUCAUUUACUUAUUUUAUGAUUGAUAAGUAACAGACAAGUAUCUUAGCAAAUUAACUUUUGAGAUAAUUAGAGUCAUAAUAUGGUUUAACAAAACUAGAUGUAUUGAAUGAGAAUAUUUUUGGUUUAAUUUCAAAAUGCCGUAGUGUUUGGGUGUUUUUUAUAUGUAUAUAUAUAACAGUAUUUUAUCCUGUUUUGUAAGAAUUUCUACUGUCACUUUGGGUUGUAAUAUCUCUGCAAAUGUAAAUAAAAACAUUCCUUCAAAUGCCUGGUAAUAGUAGUCCCCAAUGUAAAAUACUUUAUUUUGUUAUUUCUGCUAUAUUUUGUUUUAAUUUGCAGUAUAAUCCUCAUAGUACCCACAUUUCUGCAUGUAAUGAAUAUACUUUUCGUCUGCCACAGUUCAGUGUUCAGAAGUUCUUGCACGUAGGAAAUAGGAUACUACUUAAAAAUUCAACUUAGUCUUCUGAUUUCUGAUUUGUACUGUAAUUACUGAAACUUUUUAAUUGUAAAAUUGAGGCUCUGGUUAAAAUUUAAAGAUCUGCUGUAUAUUAGUUUUCCACUAAGACUGGCAGUAUAAAACUUCAGAGUGGUUUACUUCUCAGUUCCAUACUUUUUUUUUCCCCCUUGGUUUUCCUUUGUAUUUUUUACCAGAACUCUUUGAACUGAGUCUUUGAAGUUGAAUUCUAAAUGCAGAUAUUUUUCUAGCAAUGUGAGUUGUGUUUCUAACAAGCUUUCCUAUGAAAGGAGUCUACGCUACAUUUGGCACGGCAUAUGUCCAGAAGAGAGAACAAGUAAUGCGUACUCUUUGGGCAGGAAAUGAAUUCUAGGUAAUUUUUAAAUCACACUAAUAAUAGCUAAAAGCUUUUUCUGACAGUGGGUUAUGUUUUGGAAUAGGAUUUCUUCAUCAGGCAAUUCAGAAUUUCAUCGGAUUUACCCGAAGUGCAAAAGCUUGCUUGUAUCUUUGGCUGGAGACAAAACCCUCUUAUUUAGGAGGUGUGUUCCCAGUCCUCAUGUGCUUCUCCAUCCACUUGGUUAUUAAAAAUACUAGAAAAUAAAUAAUUAAAAAAAGCUAUAGAAAGUUGUUAGGUUUCCUGCAUUCACAGGAAUGUUGAUUGUGCUUAUGACUUUCAGGCUUCAUCACUGUGGUUUGUUAAUCUAACCUUUUUUGUGGUACCAGUUUAACACUGUGUGUUCAUCUAAUAAUUGCAAUGGUAAUGCAGUAAAAGAGUAUGAUGUAGCUUUUAUGAUGGGUCCCUUGUGUUUUCAGUGGGAUUUACAGUCUGACAAGAUGAAUCACCAUUCAAAUUUUUAUGAUCUAGAAUGUUUCUGUUAAAAUGCAAAAAAAUAUUUUUGAAUCUGUUACAUAUUAAUGCAAUUAAAUUGAUUGAUGAACUAAGAAUAAGACAAAUGAUUUUGAUCUUAGGUAAAUUUUAACAGAGCUGUAAAGAAAAAUAGAAGUUCUUGAUUUAACAUUCAUAUAACAGUAAACAAAAAGUAUCAGGAAUAAAGAAAUAAAUUAAUUAUGAAGUGUCUUUUGAAGAAUAGAUACU